Messenger RNA from Protomyces lactucae-debilis, 1097 nucleotides. RefSeq names its product putative rab GTPase SrgA. Gene Ontology annotation, cellular component: plasma membrane; endosome. NCBI's taxonomy places the organism in Eukaryota, Fungi, Ascomycota, Taphrinomycetes, Taphrinales, Protomycetaceae. The coding region runs from base 223 to 849 and encodes 208 amino acids. Gene Ontology annotation, biological process: protein secretion; protein localization to plasma membrane; regulation of exocytosis. Gene Ontology annotation, molecular function: GTPase activity; GTP binding. The transcript has 2 exons. The record is from RefSeq and is a predicted model, not a curated record.
CGUUCCCGCCUUCUUCUUCGCCUUCCCAAGCAACCACGACACAGCAGCAGCAGCAACAGAUAUCCAUAGACCCAGUCAAGCUAGCAAGAAGCAGCAGCACCAGACACACAGGCGCACACUCAAGGCCGCACUCUCACAUCUUCAUUCCCCAGCAACUACGCCCCUAGACUUUGCGCGCGCAUCCCUCUAUCCUGCCAGCACACAAUCUAGCGCCAGCCAGCCAUGACGACAACCAUUAGAAAUUACGACUACCUCAUCAAGCUCCUCCUCAUCGGCGACUCAGGCGUCGGCAAGUCCUGUCUCCUCCUACGAUUCUCAGAAGACUCCUUCACGCCUUCCUUCAUCACAACCAUUGGUAUCGACUUCAAGAUCCGCACCAUUGAUAUCGAUGGAAAGCGCGUCAAACUCCAAAUAUGGGAUACCGCUGGUCAAGAACGGUUCAGGACCAUCACCACUGUCUACUACCGCGGCGCUAUGGGUAUCUUACUCGUCUAUGACGUGACGGACCGCAAGUCCUUUGAAGACGUCCGGACCUGGUUCGGCAAUGUUGAGCAACACGCCAGUGAAGAUGUCAACAAGAUCCUGAUUGGCAAUAAGUGCGAUUGGGAGGAGAAGCGGCAAGUGUCGCGUGAAGAGGGUGAACAACUUGCAGCGUCGCUUGGUGUGCCCUUUGUUGAAGCGAGUGCCAAGGCCAAUAUCAAGGUGGAAGAGGCCUUUAUGCAACUUGCGCGGCAAAUUCUCAAGAGGUUGUUGGAUACAAGUGCGCAAGACGCUGGUAGUGCGGGCGGUAGUGCAGGCGUCAAGCUGGAUGGUAACAGCGGUGGAAGCCUCAAGUCCAAGUGCUGCUAAGGCGUUAUUCACGGUUCAUGUGUGUGUUGUGUGUCUUUAUGGCUGCAUGCUAUGCGGUUUCUGUGAUGGACUGGGGCCUUCAAGGAAUAGCGUACGGUUGCAAUCUCUCUGGACAUGGGACGUGCUUUCCUUCCUUUCAUUCUCUAUUGCUUCUGUGUCUUUAAGCCCUCUGCCCAUCCUUGUGCUCACUUGAUCUGCUUCCUUGCUUCUGACGACCACUUCCAUCAUGCCUCGCAUAGCGUAUCAAG